This is a messenger RNA of Dermacentor silvarum, 979 nucleotides long. RefSeq lists its product as uncharacterized. The transcript has a single exon. The record is from RefSeq and is a predicted model, not a curated record. NCBI's taxonomy places the organism in Eukaryota, Metazoa, Arthropoda, Arachnida, Ixodida, Ixodidae. The coding region runs from base 92 to 967 and encodes 291 amino acids. Gene Ontology annotation, molecular function: nucleic acid binding. Gene Ontology annotation, biological process: DNA integration.
UCGCCGUAACGAACUGUCGGUAGACCAAGAGUGCGUAACAUGGGGCAAUCGCGUGGUUAUACCCACUUCGUUGCGACACAAGGUUCUAGAAAUGCUGCACGAAGGUCAUCCAGGGAUGACUCAAAUGAAAAUGCUGUCAAGGAGUCAUGUCUGGUGGCCUCGCUUAACGCUAGACAUAGAGCAAGCGGUGAAAGAGUGCAUCACUUGUCAGUUGUCACAGAAUGCGGCAGCUAGAGUACCACUAAUGUCAUGGGGCUGGCCAACGCGUAGAUGGCAGCGAGUUCAUCUAGAUUUUGCGCGAAGGGACCAGCAUUUCUUUUUGGUCUUAAUGGACGCUCAUUCGAAGUGGGUUGAGGUGUUUGUCAUGACAGCAACAACAAGCGAAAAGACGGUAGAGAAAUUGCGAGAUGUUUUUGCGGCCUACGGACUACCCGAGGAGAUCGUGACCGACAACGGGCCCCAAUUCACAUCGCAGCACUUCGGAACAUUCCUGAGCAGGAAUGGAAUUCGUCAUUCCAAAUCUCCUCCCUAUCACCCAGCUUCGAAUGGUAGCGCCGAACGGUGCGUUCAGACCGUCAAGAAGGACUUGUUUAAACAGAUACUAGACGAAGAAAGAAAAGGAGACAAGAAGUCCAUACAACAUCGCAUAGACCAAUUUCUCUUCAGUUAUCGCAACACCCCGUCCAGCACCACUGGUGAGACCCCGGCCCAGAUCUUCUUGUCGUGGCAGCCAAGAACCAGGCUGAGUCUGCUGCACCCUGAAAUGGAACAACGCAUGCGCGAAAGGGGAGAGCAGGCGAAGCUCCACGCAGACCAGAAACGAGGGCCAUGGAGAGACUUUAGGGAAGGCGAUCAGGUUUUGGUAAAAGGACUCCGCCCGGACGACGACAAAUGGCUGUUGGGUACAAUUGCUCAGCGGUGCAGCGCAUGCACGUACAUUGUUCGCGUCGGAGACGAGGACCGAUAAGUUCACGCUGAU